Polypterus senegalus (gray bichir) is the source of this 2963-nucleotide messenger RNA. Its product is annotated as thrombospondin-type laminin G domain and EAR repeat-containing protein-like. The transcript is spliced from 13 exons. The coding region runs from base 438 to 2963 and encodes 841 amino acids. Lineage: Eukaryota; Metazoa; Chordata; Cladistia; Polypteriformes; Polypteridae. The record is from RefSeq and is a predicted model, not a curated record. Gene Ontology annotation, biological process: signal transduction.
UCGUGUAUGGGCUCGAGUCAGACGCUCUCUGCACUGGGACCUUUUGUCAGCUGUCACGUGUCACACCCUCCUCCUUUUGAGCCUGAGUGAAAAGCAAAUGAACAGCAAGUGAGGGUGACAGCAGGCGCAGGUGGGAGGAAGGAGGACAAGAUAAGAGAAAAAGAAACUGGAAGGCUUGAACAUCUGGGCAAAACAUUAAAGAACACUCUUUUGGCUCAAUGACUCAAUCCUUAUUGUCCUAAUGGAAAAGUGACCAUUGUGGCAAACCCCACAUUUGGCUUUGUGGUAAAAUGACUUAAGGAGCUACAAGAGAAUCUGGCUGACAUACUAUGCCAGACGGCAGUGGGCUCCUUUUGUAUUCUUCCAGCUUUUGCUGGCCUCUGCUUGGGAGAAGUGCCUGGGCUUCUGUGGAUGGAGCUCUCUAAGAAACACCCCUGAUGUCUGCCCUGCUGCUGGCAUUUGUGCUCCUGGACUAUGGAAUCACUAGCUGCCUGGCCAGAGGAUGGAAGCCUUGCACAGAUCUACUGCCUCUGGAUUUUCUGUCCAAGAUCACACCAGGCAAUGGAUUCCAUGUCAGCGGCCUCAGAAUGAUUCAAGAUGGUGGAAUGAGAGGCUUUCAGAUAUCAUCACCACAUGGGAAGGUCAGCUUUCCUGCCUCCCACUUCUUCAUAAACUGUGACCACUUUCCAGAGGAGUUCUCCAUUGUUAUUACAAUGAAAGCCUUACAAACUGCACCAAAGAAAAAUGAAUACAUUUUCACGGUGCUUGAACAAGAUUCAAAUAACCUACUGCUGGGUCUGAGAUUUUCUCUGGAUAAGCUACACUUUCUCUUCUGGAAUGCGGGACACAGGGAGCAUGUCAUCUUCCGAUCUGUGUCCCUGGCGGAUAACCACUGGCACACCUUUGUCCUGGCAGUGUCUGGAGAAUAUGCAUCGCUGACUGUGGAUUGUAACAUACCUCUUAGCUUAACGCUUGAGAGACCUUUUCCCUCAUCUUUAAACAUGAAGGGAUCAAGAUUCCACAUUGGAAGUCGAAGAAGAUGGAAGGGACUUUUUUCAGGUUUAUUAAGACAGCUGGUUCUGUUGCCUGGAUCUGAUGCUACCUCAAGAAUUUGCCCCACCUCAAACCCAAAGUUGUCUGUCCUCUCUGUCCCGGCAAUACUUUUGGACCUGCCGCUGAAACCCUCUGAAAAUGAAGUCUUGAAAUAUCCUUAUGAAGCUGAAAUGCAUGUGACCUUUGGAUCUGCGCCCCCUUGCACAAAGACUGAGGCUGGCCAGCUCUGGUUUGACAUGUUAAGGAGAGGCUUGCACCUGUGUGACGGCAGGGACUGGAUUACCAUGCUGCAAGUAAAAGAAAGGCUGGACUAUAUUGAAGAUUAUCAAGACCUUUAUACCAAUUCUGAAACUCUUGAUAUGGAGAUAUUUGAAAUUCCUUCCAAUGGGUUAUUCAUGGCCACUGCAAAUAAGAAGCCUCAUCCAGGCUCUGGGAUUUAUAAAUGGAAAAAUGGCAGGUUUGAAUCCUACCAGAACAUAACAACCCAUCAAGCACAAGCAUGGAAAUAUUUUACAAUUGGAGAGAAGAUAUUCUUAGCAGUAGCUAACUUUGAGAAGAAUGAGCAAAACCAAGAAGUCUCAGUCAUUUACAAAUGGAACAGAAGAAAAUUAAAGUUUGUCUUGUACCAGACCAUUACAACCCACAAUGCUAGAGACUGGGAGGCUUUUCAAAUCGAGCAAGAAACAUUUCUUGCAGUUGCUAAUCACCGGCAAGGGGACAAUCACAACAUUGAUAGUGUGAUAUAUAAGUGGAAUCCAGAAACAACACUAUUUGAAGUCAAUCAAACCAUCUCUACCUCUGGAGCUUACGACUGGGAGUUUUUCACUAUUGGACCCUACAGUUUUCUAGUCAUAGCAAAUACCUUCAAUGGCGUGUCCACUCGGAUUUAUUCCUGCAUUUAUAUUUGGCUUGGUGGAAUGUUCAGGCUUUUUCAGUCUAUUUUGACAUUUGGUGCUACUGACUGGGAGGUGUUCCAGAUUGGUCAAAGAGUCUUUUUGGCUGUGGCUAACAGUCAAAAUUAUGAUCAGCAAGGAGUGAGCUCAUAUGCCAUAAACUCCACCAUUUAUGAGAUGAACAUCACAGCACAGAUUUUUGUCAAAUUUCAGGAUAUUGAAACAUACAGUGCAGUCGACUGGGAAUUUUUUACAUUGGGAGAAGAUAAGUUCCUGGUGGUGGCAAACUCAUUUGAUGGCAAAACGUUUUCUUUAAACAGCAUUAUAUACAGAGUGGCAGAGAUACAAGAACUUACAGAUCGUCAUUCAUGGCAUUAUGUGAACUCUGCCAAUAACCCAGCUGAUGACCUUACCAAGUGUGCAUCCCACUUUGGAGGAACAUGGAAAAGGGAGAUACGAAUGGUGAAAAAUGCAUUGCAUAUUUCAGUAGGAUCCCAGACUGUUACCGAAGAAGUGCUUAGGACAGUCUUGACAGAGAUUGAAGGAAUCUUGAACAGCAAGCCAUUAGGAUAUGUAUCCAGUAACAUUGCUGAUCAGGACCCAAUCACACCAAAUCUUUGCCUUAUGGGGUGGCCUGACAGUUCUCUCCCACAAGUUUUGUAUUCAGAAACAGAAUUAAAGGGCAAUAGGAAGUGGAGACAUAGCCAGAUUUUAGCCGAUCAUUUCUGGUCUAAAUUUGUACGCUAUUAUUUACCAGACCUUCAGAGAAAAGAUAAGUGGCAUGCUUCAAACAAGAACUUAUCAGUAGGUAAUGUAGUGUUGCUGGCUGACCACCAACUCCCUAGAGCAUGCAGGCUAAUUGGAAGAAUCAUCAAGGUGUUUCCUGGGCCAGAUGGACAGGUCAUAUUGGCAGACGUUAAAAUCAAGGACCAAAUGUUAACAAGACCUGUAGCGCGUCUGAUUCCUCUGCCUGAAAUUCAAGACAAUGACUCCAACGAUAUGACUACUGAACCCUAA